This is a messenger RNA of Lolium rigidum, 906 nucleotides long. Its product is annotated as ribosome biogenesis protein NSA2 homolog. The transcript has 9 exons. The coding region runs from base 38 to 820 and encodes 260 amino acids. Gene Ontology annotation, biological process: maturation of 5.8S rRNA; maturation of LSU-rRNA. Gene Ontology annotation, cellular component: nucleolus; preribosome, large subunit precursor. NCBI's taxonomy places the organism in Eukaryota, Viridiplantae, Streptophyta, Magnoliopsida, Poales, Poaceae. The record is from RefSeq and is a predicted model, not a curated record.
CCGAACCAAACCCCGAGCAACUCUAGGGUUCGCCGCCAUGCCUCAGGGAGACUACAUCGAGCUCCACCAGAAGCGCCAUGGACGGCGCCUGGACUACGAGGAGCGCAAGCGCAAGAAGGAGGCCCGCUCGGUCAAGAAGAACUCCAAGGAUGCCCGCAACUUGCUCGGCGCUAAGGGGAAGAGGUUCGCCAAGAAGCGGUAUGCCGAGAAGGCGCAGAUGAAGAAGACCCUGAAAAUGCAUGAUGAGUCAACUUCCCGUCAGAAGGUUGAUGAUGAUGUUCAAGAGGGCGCUAUCCCACCCUAUCUGCUGGAUCGUGAUCAGACACAGCGCGCCAAGGUUCUCAGCAACACCAUUAAGCAAAAGAGGAAAGAAAAAGCUGGAAAAUGGGACGUUCCCUUGCCAAAGGUCAGACCAGUUGCUGAAGAAGAGAUGUUCAAAGUUCUUCGGACUGGCAAGAGGAAAACAAAGCAGUGGAAGAGAAUGGUAACUAAAGCAACCUUUGUUGGUCCUGGAUUUACAAGGAAGCCACCAAAGUACGAAAGGUUCAUUCGGCCCACUGGUCUGCGUUUCACGAAAGCUCAUGUGACUCACCCUGAACUGAAAUGUACGUUCAACCUCGACAUAAUUUCUGUGAAGAAAAAUCCAAAUGGUCCAAUGUAUACUUCUCUUGGGGUUAUGACAAGGGGAACAAUCAUUGAGGUGAAUGUCAGCGAACUUGGACUUGUAACCCCUGCUGGAAAAGUUGUUUGGGGUAAAUACGCCCAGGUGACAAAUAACCCAGAGAACGAUGGCUGUAUCAAUGCUGUCUUACUUGUGUGAAGUCGUUAUGCAAUUCUGGAUAAUGUGAUGUGGCACCCACCCUGUUUGUAUCUGGUCCAAGGAGGGCAGUUUUGUUUUGUUAGAAU